UCCCCUUGGAUUUAUUCAGACGACCGAACGAUUUUGAGUCUGCUCACGUUCUUUCUAGUUGAAAUGUCGUCGGACGACGCAACGACGGCUUAUCGGAGUUCGGUUAAAAGCUAGAUAAUCAUGUUAACGAAAUAAUAUUUGUUGAAACAAUUGCGUAUUUCCGAAAGCGAAACUAGGCUAAGUGUCAAUAGCCGCAGCAGCAUGAACAUUUUCCGUUUAAGGCGUCUUUUUAGUUGAUGAUUAUACAGAUCCUGGACAUCCUCGUAAAGGCUUUGUGAUAUUUGAGAAGUGAACAGAUAACAUUGACAAGCGCUGUAAGCUGGGCACUGGGUAUUUAUUUUGCAGCGUCUCAAUUUGAUUUCUUCUUCGUGAAAUCACGUAAUUCAAAAUGGCGCGUUUAUUCCGGAAUAUACUUGUGCAGCUGUGCCACGUCCAGAUUGUGCUGUUUCUGGUGUACGUGAGUUCUGCGUCUGCCAAGCUGACGGACGAGGAGAUCAAGUCUUUCGUCGAGUUGAACGUGAAGAACGUGCUACAACAGCAUAAGAAAGAGAGGGACCUGCCCAACAUUGGCCUCAGGAGACCCAAGGCGGACCCCAAGGCCGAGCAGAAUGAUUCUCAUCCCCACCCUUUCCACAAACCCAAGAUUGUGGAUCAGAGAUGGGCCAAAAGCAAGAUUACACCGCAGCAAACACAGGCUUCCGGUGCGCGCGCAGUGCCCCUGAUGUAGACGCCAAGAUCAAGAAAGAUACAACCACGAAAAAGCCUAAAGCUCAGAGAGAGGCUCGUCUUGUUAGAAAGAAGAGAGACGAACUUUAGACGCCAUCUUUAAUACAUUUCUUUAAUUAAUUAAAUCUUCUUUGUCUUACCAUUUGUUGUUUCCUCAUAUAGUGUGUAGUCGAUUAGGUUAAUUCUGCUGUGUUUUUUCUUGUGAUGUCUUCUGCUGACUGUGCCGAACGAAGAGUAAACAUUAAAUUCAUCAUCCAAUAA
Molecule: messenger RNA, 987 nt
Organism: Aplysia californica (California sea hare)
Lineage: Eukaryota; Metazoa; Mollusca; Gastropoda; Aplysiida; Aplysiidae
Product: inactive C-alpha-formylglycine-generating enzyme 2
Cellular component (GO): endoplasmic reticulum
Source: RefSeq, a predicted model, not a curated record